GCCCCGCCCCGCGUGCCCCGCCCGCCCCGCCGCAGCCCCGGCGGCUCCAGAGCGGAGGUCCGCGCCGAGCGCAGGUGAGCAGCUCCAGCUGGGAUGGCAGCUCCAGCAUCUCUAAGGGCCUCGGGGGGUCCAGCCCCCCAGGGGACACCCUAGGCCUCCCACAGCCAGCCGCCUGUGUGCCUGCCCCCCACCCAUCUGCGGGCCACUCACCAUGGGUGGCUGCCUCUCCAAGCCCAAGCCAGUGGAGCUCAAGAUCGAGGUGGUGCUGCCCGAGAAGGACCGGGGCAAGGAAGAGCUGUCCGCCGGCGGGAAGGGCAGCCCCCGGGCCUACCAGGGCAACGGCACAGCCCGCCAUUUCCAUGCAGAGGAACGCCUGCCCGCCCCCCACCCCUACCCUGGUGCCCAGGACUGCCUGGAGGCUGCUGUCUGCCACAUCAAAGACCUGGAGAACGGCCAGAUGCGGGAAGUGGAGCUGGGCUGGGGGAAGGCGUUGCUGGUGAAAGACAACGGGGAGUUCCAUGCCCUGGGCCACAAGUGUCCGCACUAUGGUGCGCCCCUGGUGAAAGGAGUGCUGUCCCGUGGACGGGUGCGCUGCCCCUGGCAUGGCGCCUGCUUCAACAUCAGCACUGGAGAUCUGGAGGACUUCCCUGGCCUGGACAGUCUGCACAAGUUCCAGGUGAAGAUUGAGAAGGAGAAGGUGUACAUCCGGGCCAGCAAGCAGGCCCUGCAGCUACAGCGAAGGACCAAGGUGAUGGCCACGUGCAUCUCUCCAAGCGCUGGCCACAGCAGCAGCACCAAUGUGCUCAUCGUGGGCGCAGGCGCAGCUGGCCUGGUGUGUGCAGAGACGCUGCGGCAGGAGGGCUUCUCAGACAGGAUCGUCCUGUGCACUCUGGACCGGCACCUUCCCUACGACCGGCCCAAGCUUAGCAAGUCUCUGGAUGCACAGCUGGAGCAGCUGGCCCUGAGGCCCAAGGAGUUCUUCCGAGCCCAUGGCAUCGAGGUGCUCACUGAGGCCCAGGUGGUCACGGUGGACGUGAGGAACAAGAAGGCCGUGUUCAAGGAUGGCUUCAAGCUGGAGUACAGCAAGCUGCUGCUGGCACCCGGGAGCAGCCCUAAGACCCUGAGCUGCAAAGGCAAAGACGUGGAGAAUGUGUUCACCAUCCGGACGCCCGAGGACGCCAACCGCGUGGUGAGGUUGGCCCGGGGCCGCAACGCUGUGGUCGUGGGAGCCGGCUUCCUGGGGAUGGAGGUGGCCGCCUACCUGACUGAGAAGGCCCACUCAGUGUCCGUGGUGGAACUGGAGGAGACACCCUUCAGGAGGUUUCUGGGGGAGCGCGUUGGUCGUGCCCUCAUGAAGAUGUUUGAGAGCAACCGGGUCAAGUUCUACAUGCAGACGGAGGUGUCGGAGCUGCGGGCCCAGGAGGGAAAGCUGAAGGAGGUCGUGCUGAAGAGCAGCAAGGUCUUGCGGGCUGACGUCUGCGUGGUGGGCAUUGGUGCAGUGCCCGCCACGGGCUUCCUGAGGCAGAGCGGCAUAGGUCUGGAUUCCCGAGGCUUCAUCCCUGUCAACAAGAUGAUGCAGACCAAUGUCCCGGGUGUGUUUGCAGCUGGCGAUGCUGUGACCUUCCCCCUGGCCUGGAGGAACAAUCGGAAAGUGAACAUCCCACACUGGCAGAUGGCUCAUGCCCAGGGGCGCGUGGCGGCCCAGAACAUGCUGGCGCAGGAGGCGGAGAUCAGCACGGUACCCUACCUAUGGACCGCUAUGUUCAGCAAGAGCCUGCGCUACGCGGGGUACGGAGAAGGCUUCGACGACGUCAUUAUCCAGGGGGAUCUGGACGAGCUGAAGUUCGUGGCUUUUUACACUAAAGGCGACGAGGUGAUCUCCGUGGCCAGCAUGAACUACGAUCCCAUCGUGUCUAAGGUGGCGGAGGUGCUGGCCUCCGGCCGCACCAUCCGGAAGCGGGAGGUGGAGCUGUUUGUGCUGCACAGCAAGACUGGCGACAUGUCCUGGCUCACAGGGAAAGGAUCCUGAGCUUGCACGCAGCGGACUCGGGCAAGCAUGUUGAGGCUUCAGGGACAGAGGCCAAGCCUGGGGGGCAGGUGCCAACCUCCAGUUCCCCAGGAGCCCCCAGGGAAGAACCUGAGCCCUCUCAGUGCUUGCCUUCAGCUGCCUGGCUCACCUCCUGAGAGGCCUCAGCGGCCUCCAGGAGAUGCUCAGCCCCCAAGACGUCCAGUGCCACUGAUGGCUGGCAGUGGAGGCGGGACAGACCCUGCCUCUUCUUCCUCUAUUGGGACUGGUCCCCUGUAGGACCCUGCAACAUAUUAGACAUUAUCUUAAAAUUAAAACUCACACAUUUGCAGAUC
Messenger RNA from Lipotes vexillifer (Yangtze River dolphin), 2361 nucleotides. RefSeq names its product AIF family member 3 (gene AIFM3). The record is from RefSeq and is a predicted model, not a curated record. The coding region runs from base 212 to 2029 and encodes 605 amino acids. Gene Ontology annotation, biological process: execution phase of apoptosis. The transcript has 21 exons. Gene Ontology annotation, molecular function: oxidoreductase activity, acting on NAD(P)H; 2 iron, 2 sulfur cluster binding. Gene Ontology annotation, cellular component: mitochondrion; cytoplasm. NCBI's taxonomy places the organism in Eukaryota, Metazoa, Chordata, Mammalia, Artiodactyla, Lipotidae.